This is a messenger RNA of Cyprinus carpio (common carp), 1167 nucleotides long. RefSeq names its product peptidase inhibitor 16. The record is from RefSeq and is a predicted model, not a curated record. Gene Ontology annotation, cellular component: extracellular region. Lineage: Eukaryota; Metazoa; Chordata; Actinopteri; Cypriniformes; Cyprinidae.
AUACAGGGGCGAGAGGGUGGGAGUGCUGAGUGUGUCCCGUACUAACUUUCUCUCCCUCUUCCACACACUAACAGUCCAGAGACAGACACUCAAGACGUUAAGGACUGCGAGUGAAAGACCUAAGAGCAGCCAAGAGAUUUCAUCCGACCCCCGACGACUUGUUUAGGCUCCUCAGGGAGAAGAGGCAGCAUGCAUUGGAACGUGGCCCUCCGGAGCGCCGGGCUCUGGGUCAUUCUGAGUUUAGCUGCUGGUCAGCUGACUGAGCAGGAGAAAUCAACUAUCAUCGACAUGCACAAUGAGCUUCGCUCUAAGGUUCAGCCCAGCGCCGCCUUCAUGCAGAAAGUGGUGUGGGACGAGACACUGCGUGUGGUGGCAGAAGCAUACGCUGCAAAAUGCAUCUGGGAUCACAACCCUCAACUUGAGGAGCUCAGUCUGGGAGAAAAUCUCUUUGUAAACACUGGACCAUUUAAUGCAACCAAAGCAUUGCUGAACUGGUUUCAGGAACAUGUGGAUUAUGACUUUGAAACCAAUAACUGUCCUGAAGACAAAAUGUGUGGCCAUUACACUCAGAUGGUCUGGGCAGACAGCAAUAGAAUCGGCUGUGCUACUCAUUUCUGUGACACUCUUGAGGGUCUGGGUUUUAAAAAGGCCACUCUUCUUGUCUGUGAUUAUUACCCUACAGGAAAUUAUGAGGGACGAAAGCCAUACGAGUCUGGAGCGCCAUGCUCAAAGUGUCCAGAUAAGCUGUCAUUGUGUGAGGACAACAUAUGUGUGGCUGAGAAUCUCUUUAAUCCGUCUGAGAAGCCCGAGUCAGACGACACUGAAGCUCCGACUGUCUUACCUGAGCAUCCACGAAUGAUGACAGAGCCUUUCUGUGUUCCUGAAGAGCCAACUCAAGAGCACGUUAAAAUUGAGAGAGGAAUAGAAACUGAAAUUCUGGUGAUGCUCGUCUGGCUGCUGGCGGCUCUUGUUUUGAUUAUUGCAUUCCAGCGGGCCGGAGAGCUUUACCUCAUCCUGCAAACCACCACAUCCGUCAUGAGCGCCGUAAACACCCACACAUCCGAGGAGCAUCCCAUCGCUCCGGUGCUGGAUUACACACAGCGAAUGAAGACGGAGAACUCGUCCCAAACCUUCAAACCAGCCAUCGAGAAAUAUCCAGCUCAGUGA